Messenger RNA from Homarus americanus (American lobster), 7019 nucleotides. RefSeq lists its product as uncharacterized. The record is from RefSeq and is a predicted model, not a curated record. NCBI's taxonomy places the organism in Eukaryota, Metazoa, Arthropoda, Malacostraca, Decapoda, Nephropidae. Bases 112 to 2013 code for a protein of 633 amino acids. Gene Ontology annotation, cellular component: plasma membrane. The transcript is spliced from 8 exons. Gene Ontology annotation, molecular function: protein binding.
UAUAAGUUCAUUAUUUUUGCAGGGAGCAGCGUGGUGGAAGGAGAGUUUAGAAUUACUAAUCAGAACUUCUGGCCGGGGUUGGAGGAUCCCACGUCCGAAGAGUAUAGAUCGAUGGCUGAUUCAAUAGAAAACGAGCUGGACAUACUAUUUCGUGGAUCUGUGUGGUCACGUGAAUACAACCACAGUCAAGUCAUAACUUUCUCUGAGGGUUCUCUUCUAGUACGAGCUCAGCUGGUGCUCAAUACAGCUGAUGAGGCUGCAGCUCAAAAACUAGGAACAGCGUUUCUCCGAGGCCUCCACAACCGUCAUGGGCACGAAUGGCUCGGGCAGUAUUCUGUCGAUAUCACGUCCAUUAGGUUCACCGAGGUGGUGGUGGUGGACACCUUACCGCUGUCCACGACCACCUCGCCUGCAACCACUACAGUUGCAACUGAGGAAUCCUCAACUGUAGUAAUGGAGGCUUCACAUCGCCUCCCUAGCCUUAAUGUAGGGUGGGGAGAAUGGGGCCCCUGGUCAACCUGCUCUCCGUGUUCUCCUCAAUAUGACCAGAUCAGAACUCGGCAGUGUCGCCUAGACGCAGGCCGAGGCAUCUUAGUCAACAGUAUUGAGCCCUGUUUACCAUCAGGCCUUGGGGGUCAACUCCAGGGUACAGGCGGUGAUUUGGAGACACGCCCAUGCCAGUGUGAUCACACUCUUCUUGAUUCCACUACCACCACUACUACUACUACCAUGUCGACAACAACUACCACUAAAAGUACAACCACCCCUCCACCAUGGAAAGAUGAGCAACCCCAGAAAGAGGAACGAGUGGAUGAAAUGAGUACAGAGCGAUUGUGUGACUCUUGUCUGCCAGGGGAAGUCUGUGUCGGUCUGCAGGGUGAGGCAUACCCUACCUGUCGAACAGCACGUGAUUCUGGGGACAGAACAGGUUGUGGUGGUCUUUGUGCUAUUGACUCUGAGGUGUGCCAGGCUCUAGGGUCCCGAGCAUUUCAGUGUCAUAGUGCCUCUCUCUGUCUACAUGAUGAGUGGCGCUGUGCUGACGGCUUGUGUAUCCCACACAUCAAACGCUGUGAUGGUCACAUGAAUUGUUAUGACCAAAGUGAUGAACUACACUGUCGGUGUGGACCAGACAAGUUCCAGUGUGGCAAUAAUACUUCCUGCCUACCAGUAACCUCCAAAUGUGAUGGUAAAAUGGACUGUUGGGAUGGUUCUGAUGAAGCCAAUUGCACAACUUCUAAGGGAGUGUGCCCCAACCCUGACACUCAGUUUACUUGCCGCAGCAGUCAGUGUAUCCCCCAGCACCAAUUCUGCGACGGGUUGGAGGACUGCAGGGAUGGGUCAGAUGAACCCUUCGGUUGCUUUGGACGGUGCCAACCCAACGAGCAUCAAUGCAGGAAUAGGAGAUGCAUCCCAGCUUCCAGCGUCUGUGAUGGUGGGGACACGUGUGGCGACAACAGUGAUGAACAGGACUGCAAUCGGACUCUCGUCACUCUCCCACCGAGAACGGGAGCUCCUCUCUUGAACCUGUCAAGUACUAGAAGUUUGAUAGGGACCACUCUCCUAAAUGUUUCCACCAUGGGAGGACAUCAAACGACCGCACGAACUGAUCGUAUUUGGCUACUUCACCUUGGAGGCAGUAAUGCCUCAAACAUGGAAAAUACACCCUCAGUAAAUGCUUUUCCUUCUUCCUUUACCAAUACUGAAGACCGUGGUAAUGCAUCUUUUGCUUUAUAUAUAACAAAAUCUUUGAUAGAACAAAAUCCAUCUACAUCUACCACGAUGCCACAAAUUUCUGGGAUCUCCACUGAUAACAAUACAUAUAAUGAUAAAAGAGAUCGGAAGUCUGAAGGCAUCUUUAAUGCUAAUGAUGCUUUAUCACAGUCAGAUAGUCAUGGAAGAGUAUCUCCUGUCAUAGAUAGAAGUUGGAGACGAACUGCCCAAGUUAUGCCCAGUAUGGAAGAGUUUGGAGACGCUUUUGGUCACAAGGUGAAGAAAGAUCCAGUGACUGGCUAAACUAGCUACUCAGUACUCCAUGAAACAAAUGACAGGUUUAGUGCUUCAGACUGUGGAGUCAGCAAUAUGGAAAUGCAGGGUAAUAGAAGAACCUCACUUGGACUCGACAUACAUAUUCCCACUGACCAAGAACGUGUCUAAUUACCGUAUCAUGAAUUAGAGUAUUGCUCGGUAAAAAGUGCUUUGUAUGUGUGUCUGUGAGAAUGAGCAGAACCAUUUUGUAAUGGAAAAUUUUUUUAAAAGUAAAGAAGGAUGUAUAUUGAAAUUCUCAAAGUUGGCUGCUAUUUUAGUAUAUCAAUGUUAUGAGAUGAAAAAAAUAUAUUGCAUCACAAUGUUGAUAUAUUGAUGUUGUGAGAGGAGAGUCCUUUUUGUAUAUCUAGUUGAGAAAUACCAAAGAUUGUAUGUAUAUUUUGUCCUUGUUAGGACCUCAUGAUGUUAUCUAGUCUGUAUGAAAAUGUACUUAUUAUGUAUUAGUUCAGUAGCCACUGGUAAGAUCAAUGCUGUACAAGUGAGUUAGAAAAGUUAUCACGCUUAACUCACUUGCAGUGACCAUGCCAUGGAGACUAUGGUUGGAAUUUCUCAGCUUAUUUUCAACAGUGUUUAGGGAAUGUAUUUACUGAAUUGAGGAAAGUGCUAUCGGAUGUACCAAGUCCAUACCCCAAAGUGGACUGUACUCUCCCCUACCAUUCUGUACUCUGUGAAUAUGCUUGUUGUAUCUUGCUCUCCAUUACUAACCCACAAAGUAAGGGAUUGUAGUCCUUUGCUCUUUGGUUAUCUUAUUCUUGGUUUCACAGUUUGUCAUGAAAAUCCGGCUACUAAAAUUUAUUGGACAAUCGAUUAACAUUUGAUGACUAAGGGAUCUUCGGCUUUAAAUUUCAUGUAAAAUAUUUGUGCAUUGAUAUUUGUUAGAAAAACAUCCAGUUAUGUUAUUCAUCGUUCUUGAUGGCAUCAUAAAAAUAUGUACAGUAUUACACAUUACUUAAAGUGGAAUGAUACAGCUGUGUUCAGAAAUAUUAAAGCUCAAGAGAACAUAACCUCAAGUGUGAAGUCCUGGUAUCCGGAUAGUAAUGACUUAACUCAAGGACCACCAACCCAGGUUUGAUGGGAGGAAUGGUUCAGGACAUUGUGCCUUCCUAGUACAGAUAAUGUACUGUAAAACUUCAGUUCCAUAGUUUGCAAAAGGUCCUGCUAUGAAAAGUGAGAGUUUUCCAAGUUACUGCUUUGGUAUUUAGUUUUUGAAAAUUGCAAAUUGGGUUAUAAGCCUUGUCUUGUAAAUUUUAAGGCUCUCAUAUCUGGAGUCUUCAGUAAUUAGUGACUAGGGCUUGGAGCUUCAUCUAUUUUAUUUAAAAUAUUUUAGACUACAAGUCCAGCAUAGUUCUGAGGAUUUGUUAUAAGUAAUUAUGCAUGAGGCAGAAGAUUAUUACAUUCCACCUCACAUCUAAAUUUAUAUACUGUACUGUAUUGGGUGUUACUUGAACUGAUGUCUCUUUUCCUUUUGGCUAAUGUAAUGUUUAUUGUUACCAAGGCCACCAUCUUCUUUCAAGUUUCUCUUUAUGUUAAUAUAAAUCCAACACCCAUAAAAUUAUCACACAAAUUACAUUCUGUAAAAUGAGUCUCUGCCUCUGUUGCACAGCUCAGCCUUGCUACUAGUCUCAGAGGGUUGUAUAUAUAUAUAUAUAUAUAUAUAUAUAUAUAUAUAUAUAUAUAUAUAUAUAUAUAUAUAUAUAUAUAUAUAUAUAUAUAUAUAUAUAUAUAUAUAUAUAUAUAUAUAUAUAUAUAUAAACCUUAAAACUUUUAAAAUUUAUAACCAAAUGAUGAAUUACAGUACACACACUUUUUUUUUGUCUCCGCACAUGAGUAGUCCAGAGAGUUGCGCCAUAUUCAUCAAUUAACUGCCUGGGCUAUACUAAUUUCUCCGUUAUAUAUAAUUUGAAUUUGCAUUUAUGUUCAUGCCAAAUAGUUUCAUGUUUGAACAAUAUUUUCUGCAAAUUACAGGUAAACCUCUGUUUAUGCUAUCCCAAUCCAUGAUAAUUCACAUUAAUGAUGAUGAUAUAUUAAGACCACUUCUCUAUUUACGAUAUAAAUAAACUCGCAUUAACGAUAUUCGUCAUCCCACCAACUCACCAAGUCAGUAUAUGGAAUGCAUCACUCACUUCAUUUGUCAGCUGAGGCGUCAUCGACCUGAACACUGAGCACUGCCUCAUGGUCAUCUGGUGAACUACAGUCCAGGCAUCAUUUCUUAUUGGUUAGAUGUGUGUAAGAAAUGGAGUUUAAUGUUAAUGAGUCAUCAUCAGUGUUGUUUUUUUACCUUACAGUGAGAGGACAUCACUGAAGUUUGCAUUAUACUCUAUUUUGGUGACUGUGAAGUUCUUUCGCUCUGACUAUGAAGUGUUUUCGCUCUAAUCGCCCACCCCGACAGUGGAUGACCUGACAUUACAUCAGAAGGUCAGUAAUAUGAGACCACUAAUCCCUCCACUGCAAAUGAAGGAAAGAGUUUUUGUGCAAUGAGUAGACCUUAGGGGUGGCAACGCCUCCAGACGUAAAAAAUGAUUACAGUUCCAUAUUACAUCCAGGAGAUUGGAUAGUAUACUCAUACUGUUGGCUCAAGAUGAAGAUACUGUAUUGAUAUAUAUAUUUAUUGUUUAUAUAAAAUACAUUGUACAUGUACAGUGGUGUUUGUGCAAAUAAAUACAGCUCUUGUGUCUAUCCAUGUGAGAUGCGUAGCUUAGACUCAGUAGGGGCAGAUCCAGAAGAGGGGUGGGGGGGGGGGGGCCUGGACUCCUCCCUUUCAUCAGAAAAUUCUUCUUCUUUUUUCUUUAAUGCUGUAUUGUACUGAGGCAUUUUUGUAUAGCAAAAAUUAAGUACUAUUUACCUCAGAAUAUCUCCUAAUAUCAAGUGCUUACAGCGCCCCCUUCCUAAAGCCUUCCACCUGUUUAGGCUUGCUGUGCUUGCCAUGUUCCCCCACUCCAACUUCAUGGACCCCCCCCCCUUUUUGAUAUUCCUGGAUCUGCCCCUGUUCGGGAAAGCAGUGGGGAAUUCCAGUGUGAUACACACAAGGCAUCUCGCACACCCAUAUAUAGAUUUUUAGCUUUUUAAAUAUAUUCAAACUUAAUUAGAACUGAUUUUAUAGACCGGAAAAGUCUGAUAGAGAUUUAAUCAGGAUUAUUAUGGUAUCAAGGUCAUCUCUCUAUCAAAAUUAGCAGAUGCUCGAGUAUAGGAGGUAGUGGAGUGAGGUAGGAAGGCAAGGGACCUGGGGGGGUGGUGACUUAAAGAGGUUCGUUCGAUUUUUACCCAGUGCGUAUCACUGACUCCUCUCUUGCUCAUUCUAUUAUAACUCCUUCAUGAUACAAUAUUAUUUGUUAUUCAUCAAUUAGUAAAGAUACAUUACUCUAAUAAUUUUUACCCUUCAUUUACAAUACUGUAUUGUAUAUAUCUCAUGGUACCAAAUUCAUUUCUCUAAAACAAAUAGAGCAAAUGUUGUGAAUAAAAUUUUAUGAACUUUUUUGCUAGCCAUAAAUAUAUUUGCUACUUAACUUUCAAAUAUAUUCAAGACAUCUUCAGGUCAUGAGACUCACUAAUCCCCUGCCUUGACACUGGGUGAUCUGACAUUGCAUGAGGCCACCCCAUCCCCUCUCCAGCUGACAAUGAUUAGAUCAAGUACGUAACAUGAGACCCACUAUUCCCCUACCACACUUUCAUCGCAACAUUUCUUAAAUAUUUUUAUAAAAGAAUCGAGUCCCCAUCAUUAUCAUCUUUUUUUUUGUGACUGUGAAGAGAACAGUGUAAUUUUGAAAUUGUCUGGCAAUCAUUUUGCUCACCAUCUUUAAGGUCAAAACAAAAGCUACACAUCCAGUCCCCACUCAUCAGACUCCCCAAAGUCUGUGUGUGAUUCAGGUUGAUGUCUCCUCUCCACCUUAGAGUUUUCUUAGCCUUGAAGGGACAUGUGAUGAUGACUAGACUUUUUCUUAAUGAUGUGGUGAGUGUUGUUUGUGUUAUAGUGCUAGUAGUAUUCUAGGAUUUUUUUUUUGGUGAUACAUAUGGGUGUCCGACUGGCCAGGAACCUAUCCCAUUGAACCCCAUGUUAUAGUGAAUUUUAUUUACAAUACAGCAUUUUGAUUUGUGAUUGGGUUUCCAGGAACCUAACCCCAUUAUAAAUAGAGGUUUACCUGUAUUGAGGUUUUGCUGCACAUAAUUAACUAUUUCACUGCCAAAUUUAAAUGUUACAUAGAAAAUAUAUUGAACAUAUUAGGCCAGUGAAGAUCACUUCAUAUGCACAACAGAACUAGAUUACAUUGUAAAUUUGUUCUUGAAUAUUUCAUUGCACUUAGUAUUGAUUUUUAAAGGUAUUGCACCCUUUUGAAGUUUAAGAUUAUGAUUACUUUCAUAAACAUGUAUUUUAAAAUUUCUGGCCAACUGAUACCAUGGUGUGGAUGUUACUGAUAUUGCUGCAAUAUACAACUAGCACAUUUAAAGAAAACUGAAAAUGCCUUUAUAUGGUUCUACUUGUUGAAUGGAAAGCAUUCACUAGUCCAUACAAUAUUUUUGCAUAGUUAGAUAACAAAACUCUUUUUGUGUAUAAUAUAUAUAUAUAUAUAUAUAUAUAUAUAUAUAUAUAUAUAUAUAUAUAUAUAUAUAUAUAUAUAUAUAUAUAUAUAUAUAUAUAUAUAUAUAUAUAUAUAUAUAUAUAUAUAUAUUAAAUAUAACAUUAAUGGAUUUCAUAGUUUUGUUUAUCAACACUACACAUGCCUGCUUUACCAGCUGUCAAAAUUUGGUCUAAGCUCAAGAAGGACUUCAGAAACUUGUCUAUGAAGCUUAAACAUUGACAUUUUAUCAUUUGCCUGUUAACCAUUACAUAAGUCAUUGGUUAUUUGCUUGACCUCUUUAGUCCACUUGUAAAUAUAGCUGCAUAGUAUAACAAACAUAUUGUAUUUUUAAGCUUAUGUGAUAUAUUUAUGUUGUACUACAUUUUGAAGUAUAAAAAUUUUGUAAUAAACACAAUCUGAUAA